AUGUCAGAGACAAGCAAUCGUGCGCAAUCAUUUCUCCCCUACGUUCCCGAGAUGGUGGACAUGAUCUUAAGAUACCUUCCUGCGAAGGAGCUAAGAACAACAGCAAGAGUAUGCAGAAUGUGGAGGAACAUUUCCACGCGGAUUUUACAUUCGCGAACAACUUGGACCGUGCAUCACUUGGCGGACAAAUUGAUUACAGGAAGUGAAAUCGACGAUGUUUUUGAAAAUAUGUUCACGGAACCACGAAUGGUGAUUCAGUUGAGCCAUAGGGAAAUCUGGUUCACGCGAAGGGAGCCACGAAGGCGAAGAAACGAAGAGAGACAGCUUGUGCGCUCUGUUUUUAAUUUAUUUGCCAAACUUCCACCGGGAUGUGUCACAAUAGGUUGUACCACUGAACGUAUUGUAUUCCAACAGCCCACUGACGAGUUCACUCCCAACCUCAUCCAUCAUAUUAAGGCAGGACACGCAUUCAUAUGUGCGCCUCAUAUGCCUGGUGUUUGCUACCACCAUGUUUACCUCAGAACACCCAGGCCACCGCCAGCUAGUGACUGGUGCGAUAUGUUUGAUUUGCCCGCGCACACUCCAGUCAAGUUAGUCGUGCUGAUAGCGCUCUCGGCAAGUAGAGAUUUCAUACCGUUCCUAGCCUCAGGAAUCCGUGAAACGUAUGGAGAACAAGUAGUUGUUUUCGGAGGCGUUGGGCAUGACCGUUUGUUUAUAGAUGGUCUAGUAAAGAGAGCAAGAGUUGUGGCAAUAUUUAUUUCAGGCCAACCAUUUCGCGCACACGCUGGAUUAUUAAACAACGGUAAUGACGCUGACUUUUAUACACCGGCUCAUCAGCUGACAGAAGAAGCUAGAGGCGAAGGUUUUACGCCCAAAUUUUCACUUUUGUUCACAUCACGGUUUGUUCACAAAGGACAAGCUUUCUAUUCCAGCUCUCAAACAGCAUUCAGAGAAAGUUUCAGUACCAUUCCUAUGUUGGGUUUCUAUUCUUACGGCGAGUAUUGCUUAACUGAAAGAGACACUGAAGUCACCAAAAUCAAUGACUUCAAAAGACAAAUGAGAUACAAUUCAGCUAUUUAUUGUGUGUGCUCGUACAAAAACGAGACACAAUAG
Molecule: messenger RNA, 1113 nt
Organism: Pocillopora verrucosa
Lineage: Eukaryota; Metazoa; Cnidaria; Anthozoa; Scleractinia; Pocilloporidae
Product: F-box only protein 22-like
Biological process (GO): positive regulation of proteasomal ubiquitin-dependent protein catabolic process; protein polyubiquitination
Molecular function (GO): protein binding
Source: RefSeq, a predicted model, not a curated record